CUCAAGACCCAUACUCUUAAAGUACUUCUUUUCGCGGUGGAAACUUUUGUGGUGUCGUGAAAAUAGUUUCUAAUACAUCAUCACCAUGAUCAUCAGUCAGCCAGCUGCGUCGGCGGUAGCUCUGGCCAUCAUGGUAAUCAUAAUGAUGGCACGACCGGCGAUCCAGGAGGAGAUCCAUGUCACCAACAAGCUGAGCAGCAAGAUACUGAUAGCGCAUUGCAAGUCGAAAGACGAUGAUCUUGGCACCCAUGCCAUACCCAUCGGCGAGGAUAUCGGUUGGCAGUUUCGGGGGAAAGUCGGAACACAUUUCUGGUGCGACCUCGCUGUCCAAGAUAAGCGUCUUACUUUCGUCUCGUACGACUGGGGGGACGCAGAUAAUUAUAGUAGGAACUGGGAUGUCCGUGAUGACGGGGUUUAUGGGACACGGGUGCGUGAUAGCCUCACGUUUUGUGCGGGUACGUGGAGGCAAAUCAAAUUUGAUCAGAUGCUGUGAAUAUAAGUUAAGUUUGUGUCUUUGAUUCACGGUAAAGGUUGAAGGGUGGAGGUUGUCAGAUAAGGAGAGUUUUGGUAUCAAUUGUUUAUGUAGCUUAUCGAGAUUAUGAGUAUGUAAAGUUAUUAUUGAGUAAUUAGUAGGGUUGGUAGUGGUGACGGAAUUUGUGGGCGUCUCUCAUUCGAAUCAAUUCAGGCAAUCGCCUACCUUUCUCAACCAUGCAUUAUUAUGGACUAUGACAACCAAAUUAAAAUGAUCACGGAAAAUCAAGGGGUUUUACCAUUGACAAAUUAGUUGCGACAGCUUUUCUUUUCCUUGCCAAUCACUAUUUUGGUUGCGUUAGGUAUUCGUAAUGCAGCAAUAGCGACCAAUUCUGUUGCCAAAAUUUUGUAGUUGUGAAAAAAUAAUAAUGACCAAUUUCUGACAUUUAAGACCAAUUAAUAUUGGUUGCAAAAAUAGUUUUUUCUUGUAGUGUGUCGAUGGGUUUUGGAUUGGAUUCGGGUAAAACUCGAAUUUGGAUCUUUCGAGUCUGACCAAUAUCGAGAUUCGGCUAAUACACGGCUCGAUAAGCACUCUAUCCGCAUACAAACAAGAUCGGUUUGAAAAACACUAAACAUACUAAUCUGUGGAUACAUUUUCUAAUAUUAGAGGAUGUUUGGUGUGGAAUAUUAGUGAUGUGUACACAAUUUGUGCAUGUUAUGUGUCUUUCGUCAAUUUAAUUGCAAGAAGAAUGUUGAAUAGGAAUGUGAGGAUUUGAAAAAUAUUAUUCGCGAUUACAUCUGCAUUACAUGUGUGUCCAUUGGAUAUGAUUUACUUUCUAGCACCCAACAAAGUAUGUCACCAAAUUUUUUUACGGAUAUACACCUGAGAAAUCUGAGUCGUUGCCCUCCCUAGGGAAACCACUUUAGCUAACGUAUGUGGUGUGAAAUGCGCUAAACUUUAUUGCAAGACAAAUCUUCAUAAAUUCUAAUAUUUUUUAAUUUUACCCUAGGUAAUAUGAGCACGAGAAAAUUCAUAAUAUCUUGAUUCUAAACUGGAAUCAACAACCAUCUAAAACGCUCAUAACGCAUGUACUGAAAAUGAAGUAACACAAUCCUCCUAUGCGAGUCAUUGUUAAUCAUUUUGACUCAAAAUUUUGAAAACAUAUACAUAGAAUGAAUACAUUAGUUAUGAUCGUGACACCAUGGUAAGAUCGUGACACCAUGGCAUGUCAUUGUAUAAUCAAUUUAUCAUCAUUGCAAGAUAUUGUAUCACUAUUUUAAUGUUAAUAGCAUGGACCCGACCCGUUGGUUGGAUUAUUUAAUUAUCUUAUAAUUUGAUACAUUGUAUCAACUGAAUUUUUUUUAAAAGGUUAUCAAUUAAGAUUUAUUUUAAUAAAUUUUUGGUUUAUGUACUCAAUCAUCGUGGCCUAGGACAAAUCAUCAUGGCGGUAACUCUACCUAAGUAGGAUUGGCAGGCCGAACCUCUAGGUUUAAGGAGCAUACAAAGUUGUGAAUGAUGGGCCGACAUUGUCAACUUAUUCAAAAUCCAUUCUCAUGAUGAGACAAUGUCCAAAAUAAGGGCAAACCUAAAUAUGAAAGGGUUUUAAGGGUUUCUAAAUUUGACACAUGGUGUGGUCAAAUAGUGUAUUUUCGGAAUACACCUUUAGAAAUCAC
Linum trigynum is the source of this 2145-nucleotide messenger RNA. The record is from the annotation of a GenBank genome assembly. Lineage: Eukaryota; Viridiplantae; Streptophyta; Magnoliopsida; Malpighiales; Linaceae.